AUGGAUCUAGAGCAGCGCCCUACUUCAGAGAAGCAACUAAUCAAUACCACUGUUCAUAAUAUCACAUGGCGUGGUAUUACUGUUACCGUCACCGAUCGCAAGACCAAGCAAUCAAAAACCCUGGUGGACAAUAUCGAAGGAGUUGUACAAGCUGGAGAAUGCUGCGCCAUAAUGGGCCCUUCAGGGAGCGGAAAGACAACCCUAUUAAAUGUUCUUGCCAGGCGGUCAACAAAAGCUAAGAGCAUCGAAGGCAGCAUUCUUGUUAAUGGGAGACCGUUGACGAAAUCUGAAUUUCGCCAAGCCAGCUGCCUUGUCAACCAGGAAGAAGUAUUCAUUGGAGGCCUAUCCGUUUAUGAGACGUUGUCAUUUCCUUCGCGACUUGCUAGAUAUGGGUCAUCGACAGAACGUUUGGUGCAAGUAAGCGCACUUCUUGAAUCUUUUGGUCUCACUGACCAGGCGAACACAAUCAUCGGGACAUCGCUGCGCAAGGGCAUUUCGGACGGCCAAAAACGGCGCGUGGCAAUCGCAAGACAGCUCGUAGUGUCACCUAGGAUUCUAUUUCUCGACGAACCCACGUCAGGGCUUGAUUCAGCCGCCAGUUUUGAGGUGGUCCAAUAUCUACAAGCCCUUGCAAGAAGAAACAACCUUAUCAUUAUUUUCUCGAUCCACCAGCCCUCUACAUCGAUUUUUAACCUCUUUGACAAGUUGCUACUAAUUUCAGCAGGCAAGCCGCAUUACUUCGGCGCAGUGUCAGAUGUGGUUGCGUAUUAUAGCAACAUUGGCAUCGAGAUUCCACUCCACUCGAAUGUCCCGGAUUUCCUUCUUGAGCUAGUCAACAUUGACUUCUCACAAGAUAAAGUAUAUGCCGCUCUUCGACUCGUGGAGCUCCAGUCUGCCUGGCAGGCAUCUGCUAACGCUAAGACCGCCCACGACACCAUCUUGUGUGCCGAAAAUGGAGCUGAAUGUCUGAAGAUCGAGUCAGGCAACAACAGACCAAGAAUGGGCAGUCGGACAGUGACGUUGUUACACCGGAGCCUCGUCAAGACCUAUCGCGACCCUAUGGCCUACGGCAUCCGGCUUGCGUUUUCCCUCAGCUUUGCCAUUUUAAUUGGGACAGUAUGGCUGCGCCUCGACCUCGAGCAGGAGUCGAUUUCAUUCCUGGUCAGCGAAAUCUUCUUUGCGCUCUGCUUCAUGUCUAUGGCGGCCAUCAUCUAUGCGCCCGCCUUUAUUGAGGAUUACCUGCAAUCCGCGCAGGAUUUUCACAAUGGCCUGUACGGUCCCACUGAGUUUGCAGUAUCCAAUUUCCUCAUCAGCAUACCAACCAACUUCUUGCUGAGCCUCGUCUUCUCUAUCACCUGCUACUGGCUAUCCAACCUUGUACCCUCCGCCACAGCCUUUUUCACCUGGGUUCUCUGGGUCUUCCUCACCGCAUUAGCCGCCGAAGCCCUCGUCGUCGUAGUAGCAUGCAUCCUUCCCGACUUCAUCUUCACCAUAGCCUGCUCCUCGUUCCUCAACAGUCUGCUCCUCUGCGGCCAGGGCUUCUUCAUUUCAUACUCUAGUCUAAACCCCUUCUACCGCUUCGGAAUCCACUAUUGGGACUACCUCGCCUACGCAUUCCAGGGGUUGAUGGUCAGCCAGUUUCGCGGCGCAAAGUACAGCUGCGGCACUCAUUGCAGCUGUAUGUACGCCUCAGACCUGGCUAACCAGUGCCAGGUUGCUGGAAAAGCGGUCUUGGAGCGGUAUGGAUAUGAAGAGAAGGGGCAGUUUGGUAGAAAUAUAGGUAUCACGGUGGCUAUUGUACUUGGGUAUCGAGUGGCUUCGUGGAUACUGAUUAAGCUUAAAAACUAAAUAUUAUUCAGGAAAG
This is a messenger RNA of Pseudogymnoascus verrucosus, 1864 nucleotides long. RefSeq lists its product as uncharacterized. Gene Ontology annotation, molecular function: ATP binding; ABC-type transporter activity; ATP hydrolysis activity. Gene Ontology annotation, cellular component: membrane. The transcript has 3 exons. The record is from RefSeq and is a predicted model, not a curated record. Lineage: Eukaryota; Fungi; Ascomycota; Leotiomycetes; Thelebolales; Thelebolaceae. The coding region runs from base 1 to 1848 and encodes 615 amino acids.